AUGAAUCCUAACGUUAUCCUUCCUGGACUAUUUCUAGCAGCUCUGUUCCUCAUGAUCAGUGAGGCACCCAAUGUCAAGCUGACAAAUGUGGUUUGUGAAUAAAACAAAUCGUUGACAGUUUUUCAUUAUUGCCGGCUAAAGGCUUACUCGCGUAACAAGAAAAUCAUGAAUAUAAAUGCAACAUUUCUACAUCCAACGAAUAAUGUAUCCCUCAGAUUAAAGAUGGUGAAAAGAUUAAGUGGCUAUAAGCCAUUUCUCUUCGAUAUCAGAAUCGACGCCUGCCUAUUUUUGCGAAAACGACAUAAUCCCGUUAUAAAAAUGUUUUAUAGCUUUAUAAAGGAUUAUUCUACACUAAAUCAUACAUGUCCUUAUGUGUGCUUGCAGGUGGUUAGCGAUUAUCACACCGCUGUUUUUCCAGUUUUGAUUUAG
This is a messenger RNA of Drosophila mauritiana, 429 nucleotides long. RefSeq lists its product as uncharacterized. The record is from RefSeq and is a predicted model, not a curated record. NCBI's taxonomy places the organism in Eukaryota, Metazoa, Arthropoda, Insecta, Diptera, Drosophilidae.